Molecule: messenger RNA, 1360 nt
Organism: Scomber japonicus (chub mackerel)
Lineage: Eukaryota; Metazoa; Chordata; Actinopteri; Scombriformes; Scombridae
Gene: ap1s3b
Product: adaptor related protein complex 1 subunit sigma 3b
Exons: 5
Coding region: 150-614 (154 amino acids)
Biological process (GO): vesicle-mediated transport; intracellular protein transport
Cellular component (GO): intracellular membrane-bounded organelle; membrane coat; AP-1 adaptor complex
Molecular function (GO): clathrin-cargo adaptor activity
Source: RefSeq, a predicted model, not a curated record
GGGCGGAGUUAACAACUUUCACACAGCGGUGGACGACGGAUAGAUAGGAUAUGUGUUCAGUCGGACUUGUUGACCCUUUGUGAGGGUUAAAGUGCUUUUAAAAAAAUAACAAAUUCAGAAGGUUAAAUAGCUCUUGGCGCAGCGUCAAAAUGAUGCGUUUCCUGCUGCUCUUCAGUCGCCAGGGGAAGCUACGUCUACAGAAGUGGUUUACACCAAUAUCAGAACGUGAGAAAAAGAAGAUCAUUAGGGACAUGACCGCUAUGGUGUUGACACGGCAACCACGCUCCUGUAACUUUCUGCACUGGAAAGACCUUAAGAUUAUUUACAAGAGGUAUGCAAGCUUGUAUUUCUGCUUGGGCAUAGAGAACCAGGAGAAUGAGCUGUUAGCCUUGGAGGUUAUUCAUCGCUACGUGGAGCUGCUGGACAAAUACUUUGGCAAUGUGUGUGAGCUGGACAUAAUCUUUAACUUUGAGAAGGCCUAUUUUAUCCUGGAUGAGUUUCUAAUGGGAGGAGAAGUACAGGAAACCUCCAAACUGAUGGUGAAUCGUGCCAUCGAAGCGUCAGACAUGUUACAGGAGACCAUGGAGGAGUAUAUGAGCAAACCUGCAUUUUAACCCAUGGAAAAAGGACACUGGGGAAAAUACAGGAACCAAAUGUACUGUAUAUGAGUCAAAGAAAUGUCUGAACAUGGAAAUAAGAUUUACUUGGAUUCCACUGGACAUUUUCAAAAGAGGAAAUGGGCAUAAUGAAUGUCUGCUUGUCUUCUGCCUGAAGCAUUGCUGCAACGUUAUUCUCAUAUUUGUUCAUUCAGUCUUGCACUCAUUUGAAGGAUGGGGUGGGAGGGGGGGUUCUUUAUGUUAAUUGUACACAUAUUUGUAUUUAUGUUAACCCUAUAUGUUAACUAACAUUCAAAUGAAGUAGUAAUUGAGGGUUGGGGAUAUGAAAAGCAUAACCAUGCAUGAUUUUCAGGUUUAUAAAUUUGUUUAAUGUAUAUUUAAAUCAUGCUUUAAUAUAUUUUAAUUGAAGGAUUAUUUUCCAAAAAUGAUGAGUUAAUUUUGGGGGAAAUUGUGCCUCUCCAAACAAAAAAUCUACAUUUAUUCUUUCAAAACACAUUUGUAAAAGAGAUUAUGUUUUGAAACCACAAUAACCAAUACUAGGCUUUGCUUUCAUGCCUGCAGACAACAGAUUUUUGAAUGAAACUGUUUAUGAAAAAUUCCUUACAGUUUUUAAUCUGUAUAACCUAUUACUUCUGUUUGGAACUAUUAGUCUUUACAAGGAGCUGUUGUUAGUGUGAAUUGAAUAUCACUGUUUUUAUAAUAUGCAAUUUAUGAUGUCAGAGCUUAUGAUUAAAAUAUGUAUU